AUGCGUUUCAAUAACAACCUUUUGCUCGCCUCUUUCCUCGGCGUCGCAACCGCUCUCCGUCGAACCUGCUGGACCGAUCCUGCUAGCGACCUUCCCCGUACCGGCUUUUACUCCAUGACAAACCUCGACACUUGGAGUAAUGUCGCGGCGGACUUUUGCACUUCUGUCACAAACUUGCAAAAUCUAAACCCGAACCCUCCGAUCACUACGCAUAACUAUAUAAGAGUUCCUUGCAGAUACCCUCGAAUUCGCGAUUGCUCUAGGAUCCCGGGCACUGAUUAUGGGUAUUAUACGGUCGUCGACGGCGAGGAGGACCAAUUGACGAGUAUUGGACAGGAUUUCUGCUCAGAUGUCGAUGAAUUGGCGGAUUUGAAUCCCGACAUUACAAUGUACAUGGUCUCUAGUGGCAUGGUCCUCAAAGUUCCUUGCUCUUGGAACUAG
Messenger RNA from Drepanopeziza brunnea f. sp. 'multigermtubi' MB_m1, 441 nucleotides. RefSeq lists its product as uncharacterized. The record is from RefSeq and is a predicted model, not a curated record. NCBI's taxonomy places the organism in Eukaryota, Fungi, Ascomycota, Leotiomycetes, Helotiales, Drepanopezizaceae.